Grosmannia clavigera kw1407 is the source of this 2646-nucleotide messenger RNA. Its product is annotated as importin. Gene Ontology annotation, cellular component: nuclear membrane; cytoplasm. Bases 1 to 2646 code for a protein of 881 amino acids. The transcript is spliced from 7 exons. The record is from RefSeq and is a predicted model, not a curated record. Lineage: Eukaryota; Fungi; Ascomycota; Sordariomycetes; Ophiostomatales; Ophiostomataceae. Gene Ontology annotation, biological process: protein import into nucleus.
AUGGAUCAACAACCUCCAUUGCCGACCUCGCUUGGCGAGGUAGAAUCAGAAACCUUGCAACGCAUCCAGAAAUCCCCCGAGGGAUGGCAGCUCGCCCAAGCCCUGCUGGACCGGCCAAUCAAAUCCACAACGGACGACCAGGUCAAGUUCUUUGGAGCUCUGACCAUCAUUAUCAAACUCAACACAGAGAGGACUGAUAUGCGGGUAGCUAAAUUCUCAGCUGUUCACAGCCAGCUCCUACAAAAUGCAGCCGACGUAUCUGCGCUUUUGCACGCCGGUCUCACUUCGCAAAUCUCAGAACCACACCGGACGUCUGACCUUCGACGAGAGAGUAUAAAAAGUCUCCAGUCGUGGGUGCUGUAUGCCCAGCGGUUGCCACAGGGUGGUGAAGUCCUCGUUGUACCUCUUCGUGCUUUGGUCGGUCCGGUGAUCUCGUGUCUUGAGAAUGAGGAGCUGUAUGAGGCAGCUAUCGAGCUUCUUAUCGACAUUCUUUCAAACUAUUCUUCAUUCUUUACCGGCGAGCACUAUGAGGCCAUUGUCUCUAUCUUCGAGAGCCCGUGGGGCGAACAGCGUCUUCACCAGCUCGUCGGAGGCGAUUUCGACUUUGAACCCCUUCAAUAUGGUUUACUUCUCCUUGCCUAUGGCGACGCAAGAGUGCAGACUCUCUUGCAAAGUCCGGACGAGCGAUCACAAAAAACAUUGUCAGCGUUGUGCUUGCUGUUAACGGCAGCGGGACAUCCUGUAGCUGAGGAUCUGAUAUUCGUUCCGGCUCUUGAGUUCUGGUCGACCUUCAUUGAGACGUUGAUCGACACUAUGUACUCUGACGAGGACGGGCACAAGCCCUGGCUCCAACCAGCUCUGUCAUUUGUCAUGCAGGUUGUGAGCCAUUGCUGGGAGAAGAUACAAUACCCGCCGAUCAAGGCAUUUAUGAGCUGGGAUGCGUCUGACAGGGCCGGAUUCAAGGAUGCGAGAAAGGACGUUGCCGACUUGUUGCAAACAGUAUUCGCUGUGGCUGGCCGCGACCUCUUGAUGCAUUUCUCAGAUCUGCUCUUGAGGUCGAUUUCAGAGAAGGCAUGGUCGCACAUAGAGGCAGCCGCUUUUUGCCUAGCAGCGAUGUCAGACUGCAUCUCAGACGACAGCGGCUAUGAUGAGCUUCUCAGCAGAAUCUUUUCGUCGCCAUUGUUUAAUCUGCUAGAGCUUGGAGAAUCUCAGCUGUCUGUUCGGCUACGCCAGACAGCCCUGACUCUAAUCGAGCGCUACUCCGAGUACUUUGAGCGCCACUCGGACAAUCUCCCGGCAGCAUUGAAUCUACUUUUUGAGGCAGUAUCAACGGCGUCUCUCACGGCUCAAGCGUCAAAGUCCAUAUCGACACUCUGCUCGUCAUGCCGUGCACUUCUUACCCCCGAGGCUGGCGCAUUUCUCCAACAAUAUCAGCUGCUCCAUGAUAACCCGCAGCUGGAUGCUCUCGCCGAAGAGAGAAUUGUCAAUGCAAUAGCUGCUAUCAUUCAAGCAACGACCGACGAGGAGACCAGACUCGGAUUGUUUGAACAGCUGCUGACUUUUGUCGUUCGUGACGUCGAGCAGUGCCUGCAGUUGAAGUCUGGUGAUGGCAAUUCUCUGGAUGUUGAAAGCCCUCUUGUGGCUAAGGCGGCAAGGCAAUUUCAGCAGCAACAAUCACAGGAAAACCAGACUGUGCCGUCUGUUGAUGAUGUUCUACUGCAGGCCGUGCUGAUUUCACUGCGGUGCCUAGCUGCUAUGGCACGUGGCUUCCAGUCAACCACUGAGGCUGUGGAUUUAGAUGCCGAUGAUACAACAAACAGCCGAGAGGCAUCUGCCUCAGGGAACUCUCGUCUGUUUAGCCUGCAGACAAACAUCAUGGCGAUGAUGGCUGCCGUACAGACCGCCUUUCCCAGAAGUGGCGAGGUAGUGGAAGUGGUUUGCAGCAUCCUCAAAGCGGGCUUCUCUGAGACAGAGUCUGGCCCGUUUGUCUUCCCACCCGCGAUGGUCACGGAGUUUCUUAUACGGCAAAAUUCGCAGACCCCAUACAUUGGUUCCAUCGUCAAUACGUCGUACUCGUUUGUCAGUUCUCUGCACAAGAGUUCCGACCAUGAGGCUAUGCUGAAAAGCCUGGGGUCUUUGAUUCCUUGGGCAAUUGGACUUUUGCAAAUGCUUCCAGAGCCCGAUGUAGAUACGGAGCUCACACAGAGGGGAAUUGAGUUUAUCGACCGUGUGCUUCGGAAGAGUCCGGCCAUUGUGUUGCAAUUGCAGCCAACAUCACUGUUAGAGUUCUUCUUCAUGUUCACCCUGAAGGUCCUCGAUAGCCGUGAGCCCUUGCCAAAGGCGGCCUCCGCUGAUUUCUGGACAUCGUUUAUUACUCUGAAACCAGAGGAUACAAACCUACAGGCCGCUGUUGGAAAUGCCCUAGAGCACCUGGGUCCAUUGGUGGCACAGUCGUUGAUGCAGAACAUCGGCGGCAAUGCAUCUCGGAGCGAGCUGGAUAAACUUAGCGAGCCGCUUAAGAAGCUUGUUGUUCAGCACCCUCGGGCGUCGACGUGGCUCGAACAGGCAUUGAUGAGCCCCUCAUUUCCUAGUGACCGCGUCACGGCUGCGGAAAAGGCAUUUUUCUUGAAAAAGAUCAUCAGGUGA